Molecule: messenger RNA, 2043 nt
Organism: Stomoxys calcitrans (stable fly)
Lineage: Eukaryota; Metazoa; Arthropoda; Insecta; Diptera; Muscidae
Product: endochitinase
Exons: 6
Coding region: 65-1795 (576 amino acids)
Biological process (GO): carbohydrate metabolic process; chitin catabolic process
Cellular component (GO): extracellular region
Molecular function (GO): chitinase activity; chitin binding
Source: RefSeq, a predicted model, not a curated record
UUAUUUCAAAACCGACUUUCGUGCAAAGAAGAUCGUUAAAUAGUGAUCGUUGUUGUUUGUCAUAAUGGCCAAAAGCCUUUUUAUAUCAACCCUACUGUUGGUGGGAGUUGCCCUGUCCUCGUAUGGGUCAGUGCAAGCCUCUGAACAAUCGGCCCGUAUUGUCUGCUACUUCAGCAAUUGGGCCGUCUAUCGACCAGGCCUGGGACGUUAUGGCAUUGAAGAUAUUCCAGCUGAUAUGUGUACCCAUUUGGUGUAUUCCUUUAUUGGAGUCGAUGAUAAAUCAUGGCAAGUGCUGAUCAGUGAUCCUGAAAUUGAUGUGGAACAAAAUGGUUUCCGUAAUUUUACACAAUUGCGUCAUAGCCAUCCGAAUUUGAAGUUACAAAUUGCCGUUGGUGGUUGGGCCGAAGGUGGUUCGAAAUAUUCGCGUAUGGUGGCAGUAAGGGAAAAUCGCUUGCGUUUUAUAAGCAGCGUGGUGGAUUUCAUGAAGAAAUACGAUUUUGAUGGGUUUGAUUUGGAUUGGGAAUACCCCGGAGCCACAGAUCGUGGUGGCACCUUUGCCGAUAAGGAUAGAUUUUUGUAUUUUGUACAAGAGCUGCGUAGAGCAUUCGAUAGAGAAGGUCGUGGCUGGGAGAUAACCAUGGCAGUGCCAGUGGCCAAGUUCCGUUUGCAGGAGGGUUAUCAUGUGCCCGAGUUGUGCGAAGCUCUGGAUGCCAUACAUGCCAUGACCUACGAUUUGCGUGGCAAUUGGGCUGGAUUCGCUGAUGUCCACAGCCCCUUAUACAAACGCAAACACGACCAAUAUGCCUAUGAACGUUUGAAUGUCAAUGAUGGUCUGGCUUUGUGGGAAGAAAUGGGUUGUCCUGCCAAUAAGUUGGUGGUGGGCAUACCCUUCUAUGGGCGCACCUUCACCUUAAGCAGCUCCAACAAGAACUAUAACAUGGGCACCUACAUUAACAAGGAGGCGGGAGGAGGUGCUCCUGGCCCCUUCACCAAUGCCAGUGGUUUCCUUGCCUAUUACGAAAUUUGUCCUGAGGUCAAGGAUAAAUCAAGUGGCUGGACUGUGGAAUGGGAUGAUGAGGGUAUGGUACCCUACACCUAUCGUGACACACAAUGGUUGGGCUAUGAGAAUGAGGCUUCGGUACAAAUAAAAAUGGAUUGGAUCAAGAAGAAAGGCUAUGCUGGGGCCAUGACUUGGGCCAUUGACAUGGAUGAUUUCCAUGGGCUGUGUGGUCGUCCCAAUGCCUUGAUGCAUAUCUUGUACAGCAACAUGAGAAACUAUCGGGUGCCGGAACCAACGCGUGAAACAACGCCUAGGCCCGAAUGGGCCAAACCCCCAGCAACAUCACCUAAUCCCGACGAGGGCAGUCUGCUGCCACCAGUAGUAACCACAACCACGCGCAGACCCCAACAUGUGACAACGAAACCGAAACCAAUACCUUCGGUAACCACCACAACCACCAAGAAACCUAUGAAGGCCACUAAGAGGCCGACGACUACUGCUGCACCCAUACCAGAUCCUGUGGAGCCUGAAAUUGUACAAAAAGAUCCAGAAGUAGUGGUAGCAACAGUAACAGAGGCACCAGACCUAAGUCAUAUCGAUUGUACGCACAAAGAUUAUGUGCCACAUCAGGAUUGCAGAAAGUACUAUCGUUGCGUGCAUGGUAAGCCUGUGGAAUUUGAAUGCAAAGAGGGCACUGCCUUCCACACUGUGUCAAAUGUCUGCGAUUGGAUUGAGAAUAGUGAUCGCUACUAUUGUACCCGGUUGAAGGACAAACAUAUGGGCAAUGAAGCCUAAAAAAUUUCGUCGUAAAUUGUCAUCCCAUAGAUUCACUCAAACAUUUGACACCUACACACAUAAUAGACACUCACACACACAUACACAAAAAUUCAUUAAUUCACACAUAGACACACCCACUUGCAUUUCAUUUGUAUUUCUGGUUCUAAUAGAACCAAAAUCCCAACUAACUGAGAACUAAACUAAACAAAAACUAUUACUAUUAAAUGAAUUACAUUUUAAGAAUAUUUUUAAAUGGCAUUUCGAAA